Messenger RNA from Planococcus citri (citrus mealybug), 16071 nucleotides. It is a transcript of the gene spen, whose product is annotated as split ends. The record is from RefSeq and is a predicted model, not a curated record. Gene Ontology annotation, cellular component: nucleus. NCBI's taxonomy places the organism in Eukaryota, Metazoa, Arthropoda, Insecta, Hemiptera, Pseudococcidae. Gene Ontology annotation, molecular function: mRNA binding. Bases 412 to 13638 code for a protein of 4408 amino acids. Gene Ontology annotation, biological process: regulation of transcription by RNA polymerase II. The transcript is spliced from 24 exons.
CUAAACAUAAUGUUGCAUUGAAGACUAGUUGGAAACGCACGGUUGUGUAUUUGUGUAUUAUCCCGCCAUUGUGACGUCAUUUUUAAAAAGAAGUGCUAACGUUGAGGUGGCAAAUGCGCGUGUGUCCGUGUUUUGUGUAGUGUGUGCGUGUAUAUUAAUUUUCGAUAUUAUUUUUAAAUAGUUUAAUUGAUAAUUAAUGCUUCGAAAUGUUGUGAGUUUAUAAAAUUAUCGUUGCGACGACCAUUUCGCGCGGUUAUCAUACAUUUUGAUUCGAGUUAUUGGAGUUCGUUUAGAGUUUGGUUUCGUUGUAUUAUGGUGGUUUUCGGUUAAUAUACGCUUGAUGCAUGGUUCAAUUUUUGUUACACGUGUAAUGUAAACGAAAAUAGUUCCAAAUGAGGUUUUCGGACAAAAAUGGUUAGGGAGACUCGUCAUCUUUGGGUCGGAAAUUUACCGGAAAAUAUUCGAGAAGAUAGACUUCGGGAACUAUUUAAACGGCAUGGAAGAGUGCAAAGCGUCAAGAUAUUCUCUCGCAAAGGCGGUGGCGAAUGCGAAGGUAACGCGUUGGUCGGAUGCGGCCCGACCGGUAUCUGCGCAACGGUCAGCUUCAUGGAUAUUAAAUCCGCAACGAAAGCGCUCAACAACGAAAUUACAUUAGACGAGUAUACGCUCACCACCGAGUACUACGAACCACCGGCGGCUAUUCCUUCGGUGCCGCCAGCAUCAGCUGUACCACCUUCUGUUUCUGCGGGAGGUUCUCCUGUAACGCAGGCGACACCACCUUCGCUACGACACCCGCCACCCUACUCGUCGCCCAGGUUUACUCAUGGGCCGAGCGAAGAAAUUACCACCUUCGAUAGAUCUAGUCAUUUUUACGAACGUCGAGAUGGUACUGAAAAUUAUGUUAGAAGACCUCCAUCAGCUUACCACGUAGUUAGUCCUUCCGAUUCAUUAAGAGGUAGAACUCGCGAAAGGGAUAGGUUGUACAGAAACGGCCCUUCACAUUACACUCCGAUUUUAGAUAGCGUUGUUGCAAGAACUCCUUCCACUCAUCACAGGACGGUUACAACGACCAGUUGGAAUUCUUAUGAAGGUACCAAUUGUUCGAGGUAUUCGUCGUCUGUCGUGAGCACGCCGGAAAUUUUAUCGUACCAAGAAGAGCGGAGGGAAAGCACUCCAGUCAUCAUAGUGCAUAAGAAACAUCCAAAAUCACGGAGAAAAUGUAGAGUCAUGCGAAGGCGCGGAUCGAACGGCAGCGAAAGCGUAUCCAAUAAUUCUGAUUCAAGUAGAUCUCGAUCUCAUUCUAGUAGCAGUUCAAGUCACUCUCGUAGUUCUUCUUCUAGUUCAGAUUCUUCAAGCGCGGCAAUUUCCGAAAGAUCUUGUUCUACGCACAGUCAUCAUGGUAGUCUUAAAAGUACAGUCACUGUUCAUUCCACUAUAUCUACGCCGUUAACAAAUUGUAGUCCUGUUGUGCAUACUGAUGAUAGAAGACCUCUUGCAAUUUGUGUCAGAAAUUUGCCAGCAAGAUCCAGUGAUUCCAGCCUAAAAGAUGGAUUAUACCACGAGUACAAGAAACAUGGGAAAGUAACAUCUGUGAAAGUCCUAGGCCAGGGUGCGAAUCGAUAUGCCAUCGUUUGUUUUAAAAAAGCAGACGAUGUGGAGAAAGCGUUGCAAGUUUCGCACGAUAAACUGUUUUUUGGUUCUAAAAUCGAAGUCACCAUAUAUCAUGGAUAUGAUGUUGAAGAUAAUGAUUUUAGACCUAUCGAAGCAGAGCUGGAUGAAUAUCAUCCAAAAGCAACGCGAACGUUAUUUAUAGGAAAUCUUGAAAAAGAUGUAUCUGUUAAUGAUCUCCGUAAUACGUUUCAAAAAUUUGGCGAAAUUAUUGAUAUUGAUUUAAAGAAACAAGGUGUUACAAGUUGUUACGCAUUUUGCCAAUACUGUGAUAUUAGUAGUGUAGUUAAGGCUAUGCAUGCGAUGGAUGGAGAAUAUUUUGGAAGCAACAAAAUUAAUUUGGGGUAUGGAAAAUCGCUAGCAACCAAUUGUUUGUGGGUGGCAGGCGUUGCAGACUGUGUUACCGAAAAACAAUUAAGUGGGUCUUUCAGCCAGUUUGGUCAUGUGACGCAUGUAGAUAUAGACAGAUCUCAAGGAAAAGCUUUAGUGUUUUUUCAACAAAUAACCCAUGCACAAGCAGCGUUGAGUCAAAUGAGAGGGUAUGUGCUUAAGAACAGAAGAUUAAUGGCAGAUUAUGCAUCUCGAGAAUGCCAAGAGAAUUUUUAUGAUAAUUAUGAAAAAUCAAAAUCCGUUAUAUCAGCCUACGAAAAUAACUGCCAAGAUUCUCCUCGAAGUACGGGUAGUACACGUGGCUUAGAUACACCAGCGUCUUCGACGAGUAGCAACGGCGGUGGCGGUGGUGGCAACAGUAAUACAACCAGUAAAACCAUACUGAAUACGAGUAGUAGUAAUACGAACAACAGCAGUAGCGAUAAAUUACAUCCUCGAUACCAACACACAACACCAACAUUACGUACAACUCCUACUCAUCAAACAGUUCAACAAACGCCGUCCAGUAAUAGUGCUUCACCUAUUGUAAACAAUACUCCGUCACCAUCACCAUCAACAUCUUCUAGAUCAACGCCACGUCCUCAACAAACUAGUCGUUUCGAUUACAGCAAUACCGAAUGUUCUUCCGAAAGACGGAUAUCGAGAAGUUUGGAAGAUUUGAAUAUUAAUAUCGAGAGUAAUACCACCAGCAGCAGCGAGAAAGCGCCGCCGACGACGCCGAAUCCGCAGGACGACGUGACGCUACAAAAAGAACGCGUUUCGUUGCUGGAACAGUUGAACGACUAUUCCAGCUCGGAAGACGACGACGAUGAAGAAGAACUUUCGUCGACGAAACAGCAAAGCUCGAUACGACAGCAUCGUAGCACUAGUCGCGAAGAGAGUAGACCGGGUACGCCGUUAUGCGACGAACGGCCGGAGAACAUAUUGGCUCAUUACGAGAGCCGUCGAGCAGCCAAAGAGAAAAACACUAGCAAUACUCCGUUGUCUUUACCAUUACCUUCGUUCGCUAAUAAAGUUCCUCGUUCCUCUUCCCCUUCGGAUCGUUCUUCGAAGUCACCGCACCAAAGUAAACCGCACCAUGUUUCCCGUCCGCCGCCGCCUUUUGAAAGCAGCAGUAACAGCAACGUAACCAGAACGUUGUCAUCGUCGUCGACGUCGUCGUACACCAGACGAUCGCCUUCGCCGCACGCAAAAGAAAAGCCCAGCAUAUUAGAUUCGAAACUGAGCAACAUCACGUCGUUCGAUUCGUUGACCGAAACGUUAAAAGCGCCGUGGAUCGAACAGCUCAAAUCGCUGGACGAAAAAUACGAAAAAUGGCACGGCACUCGGUGCAAAGUGAUGUCCGGUAAGCUGGACACGUCCGCGAUCCAAGUCAAACACAAGCUGCUGGACGUUAAUUCGAUCGGUCGUCAAAGAUCGGAAAUCUGUCAAACGGUGCUGUCUCGUAAAAGUGUUUUCGACGACCAUUUCAAACGUCUGGAAACCAUAACCGAUCAAACGCCGCCGACGGAGUUCCCUUCGCCGCGGGUCACCAUUAAUAAUACGGUCCGAUCUCAUAAUACGUUAAUCACGAGUAUCAGUAAUUUACCUAGUAACGUAUGUUCCAAACCAUCGACCGUGAAUAAUGUAGCGGUAGCGUCAACGUCGUCCGCAUCUUCCAGCACACCGACUUCGUCGUCAUCAACAUCCUCGUCGUCGUCUUCGUCAUCGUCGUCUGUAAUCAAAGGCCUGCAGUAUCCGUUUCCGUCGCAUCCGCCUCCGGUAAAGAGUACCGCAACGACGACGACGACGCCAACAACGCCCAAACCACUCUUGCUGAAUAAUUUCAACGCGUCGUCCAAUUCCACCGCCGUCUCCGGUAAACAGUCAGAUAUCAACAGUAUUAGUCCGCCCACGAGCGCACCUCUACCAUCACCUCACGGUAGUAGUAGUAGCAGCAGCACGCGUACCAACGCGAUAUUGAGGAACAACUCGGUUGAGAAGUUAACUGAAUUACCAAAAAAUCCAUUGCCUAUUACUAGUCGUGAAACGUUGAGUAGGCUGGAACCGGUCGCAGCUAUCGAUAAAAAAGACAUCGUCAGUCCGGUGAAUUCGCGUCGUGGCAGUAUCGAAAGCAUCGGCAGGAAGUCAACCGAUGAUAUGAACGAAUUGAUCAACGAACGCGUCUCCGCCACCGCCGCUGUCAAAGACAAAUACAACUGUAAAUCUACCACUCAUGACCAGAGUGGCGAUAAACCAAACAAAAUCGUUAAUCACGAAACAAAACCGAAAUUUAACAAUUGCUCGUACGAAAGUAAAUCUACCACGUCGAACGAGAAAGAAAACAGCGUAUUGGAUAAAAGAAAAAAUUCCGUUGAUAGAACCAUUGUCACGUCCACCGUCACUACAACCACGAUUACGGCUACCAUCGCCGUCACGUCGACCAUCUCCACCAGUACCUUGUCCUGCGCCAGCACCACCGUCGCAGUAGCCUCAGUUGCCUCGACUUCGGCGUCUGCAACGUCGCCUGAAAGUUGUAACACAGUUUCCGUCAUUUUCCACACGUCGCAACGCGACAAGCUGAGUAAAAGCUUGGAAGAUGUUUCGGAAAUCGAUAAACCAAGCACGCAUAGACGUUCAUCGAUCGAAGUCCACAAAGAAGAACGUGUGACCAACGAAAAGAUCGAUGAAAAAGUAGUACCCAAAAAAGAAAUAGUCAAUAACAUCCAUAAGAAAAUCGAUAAAUCCGAAGUCUUGUCUAAAAAGCCAACGAAUUUCGCCAACUCUUCCAAAGAGCUCGACGUUAUGAAACGCGAUAAAAAAGAAAUGGUCAAUCAUUGCGAUAAAAUCGGCACCGAUGAUAAAAAAUCCAAAGUAGUCUCGUACAACCACGUUAACAGCGAAGACGAAGACAGAAAGAAAGAUACCAAAAUCGAAAAGAAAGAAGAUAAACGAAUUCCCCCACCACUGAAGGAUGUCAAAAACGAAAGCGCCGAAGAUAAAGACCCGCUCGAAAUAAAAAUGGCCGAAAUUGACGAAGACGAUGACGAUUCCAACGAUAUCGACGAUAACAAAACAACGCUGGUGAAAAAUAAAAUCAUCGAAACGGUAUUUAACGUGAAACACGAGAAAAAGAAAUCUGUGUCCGACGGUAAAGACGAGGAAGUUAAACCUCCUAAAGAGAAGAAAAAGUCGGUCAGCGAUAAAAGCAGCCAUUCGUCCAAAGAGAAGAUCAACAAGAAAGAAGAUAAAUCGAAAAAAGAGUGUAUAAAAACGAAAGAAUUCAACAUGUUCGAAAAUAAAUCCCUAGAAAAGAAAAAGAACCAUUUUUUAUCCGAAAGGCGGAAAUCGAACGAUUUGGAAGGUAGAGAAACGGAAAAGUCGUCCGGUAAACAUAAAGAAAACGAACAAAUCAUCGACAAAUCCAAGUCUGAGAAGAAGAACAAACACGAGACCAAGCAACAUAAGGACGAAAAAUCGCGUAAAUGCGAAGAGAAAAGAGAAUCAUCCGACGUGGUGAAAGUCGAAGAAAAACUUAAUAAAUUCGAAGAGAAAUUAGAAAAGAAAACCGAAAAUGUGUUCAAUAAGACUGAAAGCAGUUGCACUAACAGUAGCAACAGCAUCAACAGCAGUAGCUGUAGUAAGAAAGAAACGCCGAAAAUUCUCGUCGAAUCGACUGCGACCACGACAACGUCAACGUCGACUUCGACUUCGACUUCGAUAAAAGAGAAAGAAAAAGAAAAAGAAAAGCGAAAAGAGAAGUUGGUAGGUCAACCUGAAAAUGGUAAAAUCAAACACGACUACCAUAAGAAGUACAGUAAAGAACACGAAAAUAAUAAAAAGCAUAGCAGCGAAAAAGAAACGUCGAAAUCUGAUACUCUCGAGUUAGAAAAAAUCGAUUUGAAAUCCGCCAACACAUCUAGUAAUUUUUAUAAAAACAAACUCACUCAUGAAUCCGUCAGUCGUAAAGAAAUCGAAAGAAAGAACUCGUCCAGUAGCAGUUCGUUAUCCGACUCUGUGCAUAGUAAGAGUAAAAGCUCGUACGAUAGCGUCGAAAGUAAUAACGACGAUAAACGUCACGAUACGCCAUCUGAUCACGUGUCCAAACGAAGUAGUAGCGAGAAACACAAGAACAACAGUAUCAGCGAUAGUAUGAAAGAUGAAAAGAGAAGCGAACGUAAGAAAUCGGAAAAAUCUGGUUUGUCGAGCAAACGCAAGAAAUCCAAGAAACGUAAAACACCCAGCGACAGUAGCAGCGAUAGCGAUUUCGAAAGUUACGACGAAAGCAAAUCGAACAAGAAGAAUCAUUCGAUUUUCGAAGUGGUUCUCGACGAGCCUGCUUAUAUUUCGAUGUACGAUAAAGUGAAAGCUCGCUCGACGAAAAAUCUACAAAAACAAGAAGAAGAAAAACGUCAAGAAAAACUGAAAGAGAAAUUCAAUCAGUUGAAACAGUCACGAGUAAAACGCGAAGAGAAGAAACGUUCGACGUCGUACGACGACGAUACCGAUCAUGAACCAACGAUCAGAAAAGGCAACAAACUGAUGCUGGAUAGUUCUGACGAAGAGCAUUCCAGUAACGACAAAAUGAACAAAAUCAAUCUGCACGGCGUUACCGAUUCGUCUGACGAUGAUAAAAAGAAGCCUAGCGAUGACGAUGAUGCGACCAAGUUCGUAAAAUCCAUCUCGCGAUCGAUUAACGGUAAAAAUAAGGAAAAAUCGAAGCUGACGCAAACCGAUUCGUCAGACGAAGAAGUGAAAAACAAACAGAAAAAAGACCAACUUUUCUUAUUGUCGAGUACCGAGCACAAACGCAAAUUCAAAAAAGGUAUGUCGAAUAAGAAACGUCCUUCUAGUCACAAAAUCGAAAAUAAAAAGAAAAUCGAGUCUGAUUCCGAUGACGAGCGUAAAAAAGAAUAUUUUUCCGCGAACAAACAAAAAUAUUCCGACUUAUCCGACGACGAUAUUCCAAAACCGCCUAAGAAGAUUUUCGACAAAAAAUCGUCAAGAAAGCUGCAUACUGCGGACUUCGUCAAAAAGAAACCUAAAAGCGAACUGAAAAUGAUGAUUGAAAGCGGUGAAUUGGAAAAGAAAAACGCUUUUAUCCCCAUGGACGACGAUCUGAAAAGGAAAUCUCUCAUGUCGGAUGUUUCCGAAGAUGAGGACUACACCAAGUUAAAUGAAUCUGAUCACAAACCGCAAAUAAUCGACAAAAAUCGCGUAAAACUCGAGAAAAUCUUUACCGACACGUCGGAAAACGAAAGCAUCACAUCGUAUCGUUUUCCAAAAUCGAAGACGUGCGCUAUUUAUUCAGACGACAGUGAACCAGAGCCGAAACCUAAAGACAAAGCUGACGAUUUAUUCUUCAAUUUGGCUGAACUUCAUCACGACUUUACAAAAUCAGAGAAUUCUUCGCCUCCGCCAUUAAUCGAUCCGAUGGUUUACGACGUAGGCGAUUUUCAAAAGAAGAAAUCACACAAGAAGAAGCAAAAACGUCAGAAAAGUCGCGAACAUUCUAUGGAUCGGGCUAAACGUCAUUCGAAAAAAGAGCGUCGAAAGUCCAUUCAUAGCGAUGUCGGUGAAGAAGAUAAGGAACAUAAACUGAAACAGAAGAAGAAAAAGAAAAGCCGCAACAAAGUAAAAAGUAUCGAAAAUCUCGAAGAAGAUAUCUUCGGUUCAAUGUCGGACGAUUCGGAAAAGGCGGAUGCGCGAAAAUUGUCCAAAUUGAGUGUAUCCGACGUCUACGAUGCCGACUCCGAUUCCAGCAACAAAGAUACUCGCGAAGAUGAAAUUCACGAGAACGCGAAACCCGACGUUGAAACUAAACUGCUGAAUUCAGUCGAAAAUACCAACAGUUACGAUAACUACUUCGAGCAUAUCAAGUCGAAGAAGAAGAAACGUAAGAAAUCCAAAGAAGAAAAAUCCAAACACCACCAUCAUCAUCAUCACCAUCAUCACAAUCAUCAUCAUACGAAACACGAAGACGUUCCGCCGGCUCUCUCGUUACCGUGCCUAAUCGAGCCGCGUAGUUUGGAAAUCGGCAAAGAAGAUAAUAAAGAAGAGGACGACGACAAGGCGGACGACCGUCACGAUGAAAUCGUCGACAUAGUUACCAACUCGAUCGCCGAAAGUCAUCACGAAAAAUUGCAGAAAAAAGACACCGAAGUUCCUAACGUUGAAAUGAAAAACGUUUUCGCUCCGCUACCAUCGUUGGACGAAAAUGUGCACGAAAAAGCAGUCAAGAGUAUAUCAAACGACGAUACCAAAGACGAAGCUCACGAUCGUGCUAUCAAAAGCAUCGCCUCCACCGCCGUUGUUGAUACCAAUGUUCACGAACGUGCGGUUCUCAGCAUUUUCAACUCGCUGACCGACAUUGCUGUUGAAGUUAAAGAACCGACACGCAUCGAAGAACCGAAAAUCACGCCGCCCGUUGUAGAUGAUAAAACCGGCAUUACCAUUUCGCAAGAAGAGACCGAAGAUGCGGUCGCUGCUAUUCUUGGCGAAUCGCCGGAAUUUGGAUUUGACGACGAAUGUUACCCCGACGAUGCGAUGAAGCCCGGUACUCCCGGCUCUGAACCCGAUUUACAAAUCGAUACUGAUACCGAAGACGUGAAAUCGGAUAUUGAUAAUUCGUUUGAUAUAUCCGAACCGUUGAGCCUAGAAACCACCAUAGAAAAGCUCGACGCUAACAUCAAAGCUGAUAAUGACGAGCUUGAAGCGAAAGAGUCCAGUAAUACGGAUAAGUCGUCGAGUGGCGACGAAAUCAGCUCGAUGAUUGUCGAUGAAAAAGAACCAGUAAUUGAAAAACCACCUGAAAAAGUCGACUCGCUGAUUCCCAAACCAGUGAUCGACUUACUGAAAAGUGUCGUCGAGCCGGUCAUUCCAGCGAAUAAACUGAACGAUAUUUCCAAACUCGCGUCGGACGAGGUCCUGAAAAAACCUCACGCUUCCGAUUUCGUCAAAUCUAAAACUCCCGAACCGAGAAAAGAAAGUUCCAGCUUCAUCGUUGUCAACUCGCAUUACGAAAAAAUCAGCGAGAAAGUGACCGACGACAAACUUACACCGACAUUGCCGCCAAAAGUAACUAUACCACCGGAGAGUGUAACGCCACCCGCACGUGAAUCCGAUGAAAUGAUCAAAGAUAAGCCUCGCAAUGAAGAGUUGACGCCGAAAAAAGUAACACCACCAUUACCGCCGCCAAUUGAAUCUCCAUCGAGUAGCGAUAGCGUCAAGAACGAUCACGUUGUUGAACGCAGUCAUAACAACAACAAGACAACAGAACGUUUAGUUUUCAACAAUUUUUCAUCGAAGAAACCUCGACCAGAGAUUGAUAAUCCGCUGUAUGCGUCUUGUAAACCUAACAACAUAAUGCACGUGGACGAUCACCAGAAAUUGAACGCUAAAUCCAGAUCACAUUCGGUACUCAAAAGCUUGUCAUCGAUUCACGAACACGAUAAACCCGCUGACACUGUCGAAGUUGUCAAAAAGAAUAAAGAACGUAAGCGUUCGUUCAUCGAAUGCAAUGGACCGACGUCAAUCGAACCUGAAACGACUAAAUUCUCCGAAAAUACGGUCAUCAAAAUCGAACCUAAUCCUGAACCCGAGCCUGUUGGUAAAAAUAACGUCGCGGAAGAAAGCAGUAAAGUCGAUGUCUCACCACGAUCGGUCAGUCCAUCUUCGAUCGACCUUCCAACUGCUGAUGUGCCGGUGAAACCCGAAACCAGUACUUCACCGGUACCAAAAGAAGACUCAUCUACUUCUGAGAAUGAUCACACGUAUAAUUCUGUGGUGAAGAAUGCUGUGGUGAAAGCCGAGCAACUACCUGAAGAUGAACCAAAACCCGAAAGACUUUCUCCCCAGACGGUAAUUUGCGAAGCUGUUGCUGAAAAAUCAAUCGAAGAUGUACCAGCGGUCGAAAAAGAUACCAAAGACGAUUCCGAUCAAAGUAAAGAAAAAGGCGAACCAGAUGCUUUGAAACAGCUUCAGAUCCCGACCGCUAACGAAAAGUUACUCGACUCGGUGGACGACGGCGUUAAAAGCACGGCCGAAUGUAACGAAGCCAAUAAAGAAAAUAUCGUCAAAACUAUCGUGAACCAAGAUAACUUCGUCGAAGGCAACGACGAUUCCAAGCUGAACGUUAUAGUCAGAAACAAGGAACGCGACAUUAAAGAAAUUGCGAGAAGCGUCGAAGAAGAAAUUUUCCGAAGUGUUCCGAACGAGCUAUCGAAAUGUAAUCAUCGAAUGCCGGAAAAUAAUCGCAAUAUCUUGGAAAAAGUCGUGCAGCGGAUUCACGAAUCUAAACGAAUCACGCAGAAGGUCGAAGAUCCGCAGAAUGCCGAAUUGACUCGUAUAAAUUUGACCGAUAAAACCGAAGAUGAAAUCACUUCUGCUAAAAUCUUACUGAAAAUGUCCGAAUCCAGCGUCAUCAAGAAUAAAGUCUCAGAUUACAACUGCGUGAUUAAAAUACACGAUAAUCCAAUCGUCGAAACCGAAGUCGAAUGUAAAUGUGAUGGUGUCAAAGAUCUGAUGCCGAAUACUGGCGGCAAGAAAAACGAAGCUUUAUCCCCGAGCGUUGCCGAGCCGGAAGUGAAUGAAGAUAUGUCAGAAUCUGCUGAUGAUGCUGUCGCAGGUACGAAACUAAACGACCAUUCGUAUAAUGCUAAACGUGGCCGUAGACGAAAAGCAAGCGCACCCGGAGGAGUUGUAACCCGUCGUGGUAAACAAAACAAUGUCAUUACCAAAGAAACUGAAUCCAAAAGCUCAUUCAAACUCAAAAAACCCACCGACGUAUACGAAUUCAAAGAGGACUCUGAAGAAGAAGUGAAACGACCGAGAUUGAUUUUAACAAUUAAAAGCCCAGUCGAACCUAGUCAGCCAGCUCCAACGACUCCUCCAACUCCUCCUGUGACGACUGUAGCGACGACCACCCCGUCCAAAGAAACCUCGCCUCCGCCGAACGAAGUUAAACCAUCGAAUAGCAAUGAGACGACACCAACGGGAGUCAAAUCAGCGUCUUCUGCUAAUACUCGUAAAUCGAGACGAUUACUGGAGAAAGAAGGCGGAUCGCGUAACACGGUCGACGACACUAUCGACGAGGUGAUCAAAAGCACCGCCAAUAAUCAACGGCCCACUAGAAGAACCACUAGAAUUGCCGCGGCUGCGGCGGCGGCCAUCAUUACAACGGUACACGAAUCAGCUCGUAAGAAUUCUCGCGCAAAUCGAAAACCUACUUCGAAACAAGAAACCGCUGUUCAAUCGGAGACUACGAAUACACCUGCGGCUGCCGAAGAAAAAGACGAUUUUCCCAGCAGUCCAGCGAUUCCGGCCAGACUACCAUCGCCGGUUACUACUCCCGAUUCUCCGGCAUCGUCCAAGACAACGUCUUCCGAACCAACCACGUUGAUCGAUCCAGUCAGCGGAAUACUGAUGCCGAUGAAAGAAUCCGAUGAAGGACAGUAUGUACCUGUUCUGACGGAAUUAACUCAAUCACAAAAACCAUCGCAGCAAGAAGACGACUCUCCACCGGAAAAGAAACCUCGCCUGGACGACAGUCUGAUCGAAGAAUCGGCUUUGGCAUUAGUGAAAAAUACUGCCGAACCUGUGAUCGUUCCGAAAUUAGUUACCAAACCUGCAGUGUCUCCGAAAGCACCCGAAACUGUAGCAGUGACGACGAGUGUUAUUGCAUCUGUAACUGCUACCAGUUCGGCGGCUUGUGUACCAUUGCCUUCGACGGCUGCAACCGAUAAUGUGGUGAUUCCGGCAGCGCAUUCGGCUUCAGUACCGCACGUCAACGUUGAUAACGAACCUAUCAGUUUGAUAAAAACCAGCACACCGCCCAUAAUACCUGUGGCAGCUUCGAUGAAAUCACAUACUCCUCCGUUGGCUUACAAUCAGCCGUCGUUUCCUCCUGUGGUGUAUUCUCAAAAUCAACCCGUUACUAAACUGCUCACGUCGAAAACCGUUACUCCACAGCCUCGUGUACUGACGCCGAUCACGCCUAAAGCUCAUAUUAUGCAAUCAUUGAAUUUGGAAAACGAUACACACUCGAACGACGAAGUACCUUAUCCGCCGCAAUAUACUAGUCCACUAUUACACGGCACUGUCGCUAGUCCUCCACUGGGUUCGCCGAAGAUAUCUCCGCAACCGAUCGUUAGCGGAGCGAGUAACACGAGGGUGGCUCACCCGCUUAAGAACAUGGUGCCUUUGGAACCGUUGAGAAUCGAUCCUCCAUCUGGGUAUUUCUAUAUGCCUAAUACAUCGCCAUCAUCUAGACCAGCUGUACCGGUUCAGAGUCCAUCGCCGCAACCGAGAGUCGUUCAUUCGACGUCAACCAUGGGUUCUAAUAUAUUGCCACAUUCGGCUGUGCAGUCUUCGCAUUACGUUCAUCCGCAGUUCAUGUAUCAACCAUACAUACCGGAAUCGUCCUUGACUCCUUACCAUAUUCCACCAUCGGCAUCGUCGGCUGCUGCUACAGUGAUCGGAUCGGCGAAAGGUAUACCAGAUCGUGAGAUAAUAGACAGCAGGCAACCGCCUCAACCAGCGGAGCAGCAGGCGCAGCAGGUGGUGACCAAUACAUCCAGCAUGACUCCUAGUCCACCUCUGGAGCUACGCAAGAAGAGCUCGCCGCAUAAUCGACUGAGCGAUUCGCCGUUGAUUACGAGCCCGUACGUGCAAAGCAACCGGAGCUUUUUCUACGACGAACCGAUUCAGGCGCAUAGGCCGUUACCAGCGCCGGCCAGAAUUCGCGUCUCGACGCCACCUUAUGCCAGCAAAGUACCUCAACAGAGCGGCGGCGAGCCGGUCGACAUGUACGUGUCGGCUCAGUCCAGAGUCAACUUGGAUACUUCACGAUAUACGUCGCACGAUGACGCUAUCGAUAACGAAACACCGCCACCGAGACAGUUCAUCGAUGCGUCUUACGGUAGCCAUCGUCCGACUCGAAAUAUUUUACCACCGCCUGAAACGGAGUUGGAUUAUUCGCGUGGACGUGUUGUACGGUUACGAGGAGAUGACGAUAUCGUCGCUUCGCGUGAUUCAUCUCCGUCGCAGAUGGAUUCGCCUCCGUUGGGUGAUUCGCCUCCGCAAGGAAAUCUAGAUGGAACUGUCUUAGUGCAAAUGUAUCCUAUCAUAUGGCAAGGCUUACUGGCGCUGAAGAACGAUCAAGCAGCGGUUCAGAUGCACGUCGUUAGUGGUAAUACAUCGGUCGCCUACGACGCUUUACCAACGUUACAAGAUGGUUUCCAACCAUUGCUGAGAAUCGCUCAACGAAUGAGAUUAGAACAACCUCAGCUCGAACAAGUUAAUAGAAAGAUGGAGAUUAGAGACGAACAUUGCACGAUAUUGGGCCUGCCUUGCGGAAGAAAUCAAGAAGAUGUCGUACAACAAGCUACCAAUUUGGAAUCUUACAUCAUUCCUUAUCUGAGACAGAAAAAGGCUGCCGGAAUCAUCAACGUAGCCGCUCCCGGCACACAACAGGCUGCUUUCGUGGUCCAUGUGUUUCCGCCUUGUGAAUUCGCCGACAACGUUUUAUUGAACGCGGCUCCGGAUCUCUAUCGUCGUGUACAAGAAACCGCAUACCUAGUUUGUAUUAUCGUGACUGUUUGAAAAAAUGACGACGAAAAAUUUCUCGAUUUUACCUAUCGCAUCUAUUGCUACCUACCUCUCCUAUACCUAUUUAAAGACACCGUGGCGUUUGUCACUAUUCACGGACGUUAGCUUAUACAAUGUAAUGAAAAAAUCGAAUUUAAAAAAAAUGUAUCGAUAUGACGGGAAAACGAAUACUUUGCUUCGAAGAACGUAUCACCUUGUUUUGAAUAACUUCUCUUAACUACGAAUUCUUCCAAAAAAAUUGUUUUUUUUUUCUUUUGUUUCUUUAAAAAAUUGAUCUCAUGUAAUAAUUUGUUAUUUAUUUCUGUGACGGACUUGUUAAAAUUGUGUAAUUUACUUAUGUAAUGUAUAUAAUAUGGACUUUGAAGUGUUUGUUUCUUCUAAUGUAUUAUAACUGAAUGUUUCUUUUUUUUAAACUAUCCUUUUUCGCAUAGUAUCAUUAAAAUCACACGCAUCUGUGUAUCUAAACGUUGGAAAAUUUUCUUUAUAACGGGAAACUCGUUUUGUUUUUUUUUGAAAUGCUCAAUUUUAUCGAUACGUUGUUGAACUGUGUAUUAUGAUUUAUUAUCGUAAUGCAUUGUAUCACGAUGAAAUGACAAUCAUAUAAUAUUGAAUUACGUAUAAUAUUUUAAUCGUCCACUGUAACGUGCUUUUGUUUCAUUCAAUAUGAGAUUUUUUCCUUUUUUUUUCGCGUUUACCCUUAAUUAUAUAUUUUUUGAAUUCUUCGGUAUAUCGGUAUCAUAUACAUAAGUACGUGAAUAUUGUAAAAUAUCGAAUAAUUAACGUGCACAAAUCGAAUAUUUUUAGCUAUUCGCGUUAUCUGUAAAUUUACAGAUUUCGCCAUUAGCCGACGAUAAUUCGAGGAUUAAUGAUAUUGUUGACUUUUGAAAGUUACUGGUUUUAAGAAUUUUUGUAAACAGUUGAAGCGAACAUAGUGAACAACUGAUACUUUGUUAAUGUGAACGAAAGGAAAAAAAUUCCAAGAACUACUUAUUGAUAUUUUACAUUAUCAUGUAUGUAUUACGAUCGAAUACCCGAGAAGUUGGUGUUUCUCAUUUGUUUUUUUCUCCCUCCCUCCCCCCUCUCUCACUUAAACCUCAGUACGGAUUGAACCCCGAUUGAAUUUAGCACAAAGUUUUCUCUUCUACAGUUUACAUACAGUAAUAGCAAUAAUAAAUAAUAAUACGGGAAGAUUUUAUUGAAUUAUGAUUUUAUAUUAUUGUAUAUAAUGAAGUUGUAUAGUUUUUUUUUUGUCAAUCUUAGAUGUUUUUCUAUUUGGUUACCAUAUUAUAAAUUUUUUUUCCUCCCGAUAAGUUUUUUUUGUUUUUUUCAAUUUACCUUAAAGAAAGAAUUUGUUUACUAUUUUUUACUAUUAUUUUUUCUAUUUCUAUUUUAUUAUCCAUGCAUAAAAAUAGAGGACGGAAAGAAAAAUACUAAAAAAUUUUUCCAAGAAAAGAAAAUGUUUAAAAUACGUAAUGACUUUGGUAAAAAUAAUCACGUAGAGAAUUUUUGCAUUCGUACAUUCCUUUUUUUGUGUUUCAAUUAAUUUUUUUUAACACGUUUUAUUACUACCUUUUGAACGACGAAACAAUACCAUUUAAGAGAUUCUGUUUAUUCGAAUGUUGUUGAGUACAAAUUAUUGUUAAAUAAUAAUAUAGAAAACCCGCGUUUUUGUUUUUUCUUUUGUUUGUUUGUUCGUUUGUUUGUUUUUUUUCUACUAUUGUACAUAGUAUUUUAAAUUUUGAUUUAAUUUAUGAAAACAGAGAACAUCCUGCGAGUAUUGUGUACAUAUUUAUAAUUUUUUUUUACUUAAUGUUAUGUACAUACUGUAGGUUUUAUGUUAAUUAAUUUUUUUUUCUUUUGUUAAACAAUUGCUCAAACUAUUUAUUUAACAAGUGUUAUUUAAAAAAAAAUGAAGAGAAAAGAAUAUAGCUUCGUAUUUUGUAGCAGAAGAAUGAUACAUUUUUCUCAAAUGCAAAAAUUUUAUGUUUUCCGAACUUCUGAACACGAGCAAACCAGAACCACUACCUUCUCUUAUUUGGCAGCGAUUUUUUUUUACGUUUUUUCCUCGUAUGAUUUUUUUUAGCUUUAUUUAUUUGUUGGAAGUGUUUUCCUGUAAUUGUUUUUUUUUUUUCUUCAGAAGUUCUCCAUUUACUUUAGUCAUUGAAAAUUUAUUUUAGUUGUUUUUUUUACGAGUAAAUAAAAAUAAUGUAAAUAUUUCAGUUUUGGCUGUGAUCUCCGCAUUGCGUUGUAAAUGUUAAUUUUCAAUUGUACAGAUGGUAUAAUGAAAUUAUUAAUAAAUGAAAAAAAUGAAACUAAAAGUGUAUACAUAAUAAUAUAUAUUUGUGUAUUAUACAUAUUACUACAUUAUAAAUAAAAUCAACCAGUGAUUUAAGUUAUUCAUAAAUAAAAUAUAAAAUGUUAGUUAAA